Messenger RNA from Ceratina calcarata, 7528 nucleotides. RefSeq names its product protein stoned-B. The record is from RefSeq and is a predicted model, not a curated record. Gene Ontology annotation, cellular component: clathrin adaptor complex. Bases 488 to 6796 code for a protein of 2102 amino acids. Lineage: Eukaryota; Metazoa; Arthropoda; Insecta; Hymenoptera; Apidae. The transcript has 13 exons. Gene Ontology annotation, biological process: endocytosis; intracellular protein transport.
CGGCUUCGCUUUCGGCAGGGCCUUCGCGGCUCUCUACGUCCGCUUUGUCGCCGGUUUUCCAGACCGAAAGGAAAACGUAACCCGAGCCACGGUUCGUCUUCGUCUCGAGCGCUUAUUUUCCGCGAGCUUCCCCGACGCCGGCGUUCCGUAUACGCGUUUGUCCGCCGGAUAUUCCUCGCCGCGACCUCGUUCUUCCUCUCCGAUCGAGAGAAAGAGAGAGAAAGGAGGGGGAUAAUAUUUCUCUCUCUCUUUCUCUCCUUCUUCUCGCGACACACGCAGUCUCUUCUUCUUCUGUUUCUUCUUCCUUCCGGUGCUCCGUUCCUACUUUCUAUCAGUGCGUGCUUCGACGAUCACAUCCCGGUUACUCGAGAAAAGAUUACUCGAGGGAAUCUCGAUCACGGGAUGACUCGAAAAAAAUGUGCGUCGUACCGAUGUGGCUGACGAGGCUGGAAUCGGGCCUCGCUUGUUCCACGUUAGUUCUUAGAGGAUGCACAAGCUAGCCAAGGGCCUGAAGAAGAAGAAAAAGCAGAAGAAGGGUAAGAAGGGAGCGGAGGAGGACGAUUUCGACCCGGAGGAGCUCGAGCGUUAUAGGCGCGAGCGGGCGGAGGCCCAGCAGAAAUCUGAGGAAUCCGGCGAGCAGGCGAGCACCGCCACCAGCUCCGACGAGUGGAAGAAGUUCGAGGCGUUGACCGCCGGUGUCGACUCGAUCCUCAGGAAGACUCAGGGCGACCUUGACCGCAUCAAGUCGACUUCGUUCUUCCAACGAAAACCACCCUUACAGGAAGAGAAGAAGGGAGAGGAGGAGGACAAGGACCAGGACCCCGAUAAGAAGGCCUCGAAGAAGUGGGUCGGUUUCGACGAGGAGGGAAAUCCGAUCGAGGGAGAGCCGCCAGAUUUCGAGAAUAAGAAGGAGGACAAACCUCUGGUAAACGAGGACGGUUUCGUCGAAGUACCAGACGAUGAAGAUGAACACGAAGAUUCGGGCGAAGAAGACAUCUUCGACACCACCUACGUCGACGUCCUUCAGAACAUCGACGUCCAACUAGCUUACAUUCCUGACAGUCCCACCGAAGAAGAAGCCGGUGACGAUCCAUUCGACACCACCAGCGCUGACAAGGUUCUCAAAACCGUCGAUAAAACCGGGAAGAAGCUAGUCAGCCUAGGGAACGCGGUCGAGGUACUCUCCGGUAGAAUCGACUACGUGAGCUCCUGCAAGAUCACCAAAGGCAGGCGCCCCAGGCUUCAGCAGGACCUCCUGUUGGACGAUUUCGAGGAACCAGAGAAACCCGCGGAUAGCAACGUUGUCGCGGAACCGAUUCAAGUGGAGAAGACCUUGCUAGACGAUGACAGUGACCUUCCGGACAUUCCUAUAGAUCUAACGAAACUUCCACCAGUUCUACCCAGACCCGUUAGCCCGGCCGUCGAUCAGGAGGCUGCAGCGGAAAACAAACCGGCGAACGGACAUUUGGACAUCUCCGAAUUCGAAGCUUUGAAAGAGAAGACUAUAUUGGAAGAGAUCCCUGACUUAGACGAAGGGGAAUUCGACCUUGAUGCGGCACCAGACGAGCCAGUGUGCCUUGAGGAGGCUGAAGACCCGUUCGAGAGCAAAGACCCAGGAGCUGUAGAUUUCCAGUCGGAGAUAAUCGAAGCCAGCUUCGAGGCUGCUACUUUCGCCGACGAGAAAGACCCAUUCGACACCACCUUCGCCGAUAAUAUCCUCCCCGGCAAGACAGAGCUCAAGUUCAUCGAGAAAGAGUUAGAAGAACUUCCUGUUUCUGAAGUCACCAUAUCCCUGACCGACCCUGCUGGAUUGCACAGGGACUACGAGACAGGUUUGUUAAAGAGGCAAAAUGUGCCGACGAAAAGCGAUUUGCAAGGGAAAAAGGAUCUACUAGGAGGUUCCACGACCGAUCUGAGCCAGCUCGCGGACGAGCCGAUAGCUCCUAUAGAGGAUAUAAGCUACGUCGACCCGUUUGACACUUCAGCGGUGAAAGAAAUUCCACCCGGGAAGACGGAGCUCAAAUUUCUCGAGCAAGAACUCCUCGGCGAGCAGCCGAAGAUUUCGAAUUCCUACGAGGACGACGACGAUUUCGAUCCUAGAAAGGACGAGCAACCGGUCGCAACUGAGACCGUAGCGAGCAAACCUCCACCGAGACCACCUGCGCUGGUGAAACCUACUUUCCAAGUCGAUUUCGACGAGGAGGAGGAAGAGAACAAGAACGAGCCUGCCGAUCGUGGGCGUAGAUCCUCGAGGCCGGAAGUGCUCGAACUAGCGCCGGCCAAAGCAGUCGCGUUCGAACUACCGACACCGUCCAAACGACCCGAUCUGCUCACCACUACCGAAGAGGAAAAGUCGUUACCGUCGAAGCCACUUACUCCGUAUUACUCGCAAAAGUCGAUCGAGGACCUUCUGCCCAUCGAGGAGGAAGAGGUCGAUGUCGAUCCGUUCGACACCAGCUUCGUAGCGAAGGCAGCGCCUGGUAAAACGGAACUGAAGCUGAUCGAGUCGGAGUUGUUGAAGCAGCAGGAGCCGCGGCUGCCGCACAGCUUGAGCGAUCACGACUUCGACCCGCGCUCCGAAGGAGGUUCUGCCCGUCGGCAGAGCGACUUCACGGCCAGUUCCAUCAGACCGAGCAACUUGAAGUUAAACGAUCUACAGAACGAAGUGCUGAAGAAGUUCGAGCAGCAGAAUCAACCGAAGCUGCAGGAGAGGCAACAGAGUUUAUUGGACGAGACGAUCGAGGUGGAUGCGAAGCCUCUGACGCCGAGAAUCGAGGCGAAACCAGUCGAGGAAGAGAUCUCUUACGAAGAUCCUUUCGACACAUCCAUAGCCACUAACAUUCUCCCCGGCAAGGCAGAACUGAAGGUCCUCGAGAGUGAGCUGGAGCAGAUUCCCGUGGAAAUUCCCAUUCGUCCAGCACCGAUCACUUUGACAGCAAUCGUUAAAACUGUAGUUCCGGAGAUUGACCCAGAUUUCGAUCCCAGGGCCGACGAGAAAAAGGAGGCGACGGAUUUCUUGAGCAUCGACGACCAAGACCCCGGUGCGAAAGUGCUCACUCCAUUACAGAACGAGAGUUUCAGCUUGGGAGAAGACGUGGAUCCUUUCGACACCAGUUUCGCUAGUAUAGGACCAGGGAAGACGGAGUUAAAGCUGCUCGAGUCCGAGCUAAUGGAAAAAAUCUUCAAAAUGGAUUCCAAAGGAGGAAAUCCGUUCCUGAUGGACGACUACGGCGCUGAGGCGAACGUGACCAAUCAAGCGUCGAACCCGUUUCUCCAGGAUUUCGAAGAUACGGAAACCACCGGUGGAGGGGAAAAUCCGUUCCUAAAUUUCGGCGGAGACCAAUCCUUCCAAUCGACCGUCGCCGUCGACUCGACGAACCCCUUCGCCUCGUUCGCCACCGAUACCACCGAGCCUGGCGCCGGUUACGAGGAACCCGCCACGGAUAUUACUCCAGAAAACAUAUUCGCUAACCAAUCGACGAACAUAUUUGUCAGCGAGGCGAGUCCGAACCUGUUUGACGUGCCGUCUACUCAACCUGACGAUGACCUCUUCGGUCAUACCGCACCACCGCCGAGUCCGGCAACGGUGGGACCGGUACAACCGAAGAACGGCAAGCCUCUACCCUCGAGACCACCCCCGCCGAGGCCACAACCACCGGUGCCUCCCAAGAACACCAAAGAUCUGAUACUAUCCGUGACCGGUGCUAUGGAUGCAACUUCUAAUCAUCUUUUAGAUCGGCUACAGGCAACGAGAACACCUAGCCCUACUCUGAUGCAUUCACCGUCUCCCACUCCGGAACACAGUUUCGCAGAUCUUCUGGACGUCGAUUCGAACGUCCCAGAUUUGAUUCCGGAUGAUGCGAAAAUGGAGUUGCCGCAGAACCAGGACAUCAUGGACCUCUUCGACGCGCCCAACACAGAUACCACUGCGACUACCAUAUUUUCCACCUCGAUGACAACCGGAGACACUACUAGUUUGGUAACGACAGCCCUGACCGAUAUGACGGGUCAGGAAAAUCCGUUCGCAAGUAUCCCGGAACAGGAAGCGUCGCCGCCACAAGCCGAGGAUGCAUUGAAGUCGGACUUCGCCGAAACCGCGUCCGAGACCAGCGACAAGAGACCCUCGAUAGCCUCUACGACCGGCGUCGUGGGAAGCGACAGCGAAAAAGCCGGCAUCGAUUUAGACUUCACCGCGGAAUCUCCAGUCGUCUCAGAGACUGUGCAGUCUCGGAAACCGUCGGCCACUGCCGCCGAACUCUUCGCGAUAAGUACAGAACAGUUAACAACGGCCGCUACUGAAUCGUUCUUCUCCGUCGCGGAGACGACCACCCCGUUUGGAGCAGUGGACACCACCCCGUCUAUUCCAUUCUCCAACGCGCAACCCCUAUUCGCGACCACUGAAGUCACCACCGCGCCUAGUCAGCCCGGCGGGCCGUUCUCCGACUUGCUCGGGGACUUUGGCGAACCUACGAAAGACACGACUACUAUAACGUCGACCAGUCCGAUCCCUGGAGCUGAAUUUCCGAUCAACGAAGUGUACAAGCCUGAAGAGCAGCUUGACAACUUUGCAGCCACGACGAAAACCAUGGAGAAUGCUGGAGACGCGUUCGACAUCUUUGCUUCCAAGUUCGACAAGGCAGCGGAACAAGAAACUAGCACUGGGGAUCCGUUCUUGGAUGCGUUUGGUGGCGGCGGUGGUGGUGGACCCACCGCCAUGGACACGUCGAGUGAUGUUUGGGGCGAUACCUCUGCAACCGGUUCGGAAACAGCAGUAAGCGGAUUUGGAGAGGCGGAUGGAUUUGACUCGUUCCUCAGCAUGACUGCUCCUCCACCAGAGCCAACGAUCAAGAGAAGUGAAUCUGCAGAAUCGGACGAGGGACCAGACUUCAGUGUAUUCAUUAAACCGAAGGAGGAUGAUCAAACCGCUACAUUAGAAACUGGAGUCAUGCCCGUAUUAGCACCACCACCAAAGAGUCCACAGAACACGGCGUAUGCCGAUACCUCGCCACGUUUCAACCCCUUCGACAAGUCGGAAUUCGCGCAGGAUGCUAUACCUACCACGGAAGUCGUUCAACCUGCUGAACUGACCAGAACAGAUUCUCAGGAAACACCGCCCACUCCUUUAUUCGACGAGGACGUUAGUCAACCUCUGGAAGAUUUCCCAAGAGUGACGUACACCGGUGAUGGCUGGGACAUGCAUCUGCGUCAGCCGAACAAGAAGAAAAUAACCGGACAACGGUUCUGGAAAAAGAUCUUCGUACGAUUGGUCUACCAGGGUGACAAUCCUGUGCUUCAGUUGUUCAAUACCAAAGACGACAAGGACCCCUUUCAAGAGUUACCUCUGCUUGCGUCUUACUCCGUUUCGGACAUCGCCGCCCAACAAUUCGAUCAAUUCGGAAAGAUAUUCACCGUCAAGUUACAGUACAUCUUUUACAAGGAGCGACCCGGAGUUCGACCUGGUCAAGUGACCAAGGCGGAGAGAAUAACGAACAAGAUUAGCCAGUUCGCAGCGUAUGCUAUUCAAGGUGACUAUCAAGGGGUGAAAGAAUUUGGAAGCGAUCUGAAGAAGCUUGGCCUCCCCGUCGAACACGCGCCGCAGAUUUCUCAGCUGUUCAAACUCGGUUCGCAACGUUAUGAGGACUUGAAGACGUUCUCCUGCGCGAUAGAAGAAGCUCUGUUCAGACUGACAGCGCAUCGAGAUCGAGCCCUCAAUUACAAGAUGGAAGAGGUCCAAAUCUCGGUCGUGGAUGAACUCUACGUGGAACAGAGCGCCCAAGGCGUCGUUGAGAAACAGAUAGCACGUGUUCGACUGUUCUUCUUGGGCUUUCUUUCCGGAAUGCCUGACGUCGAAUUGGGAAUAAACGAUAUGUGGCGUCAGGGGAAGGAAGUGGUGGGCAGGCACGAUAUUAUCCCAGUGGUAACGGAAGAAUGGAUUCGCCUCGAGAACGUCGAGUUCCAUUUCUGCGUCCAGCAGGACGAAUACGAAAAAUCCAGAACCAUAAAGUUCAAGCCUCCGGAUGCAUGUUAUAUCGAACUGAUGAGAUUCCGAGUGAGGCCGCCUAAAAACAGAGAGCUUCCCCUUCAGCUUAAAGCUGUUAUGUGUGUUACCGGUAACAAGGUAGAACUGAGGGCGGACAUUCUCGUGCCAGGAUUCGCGUCUAGGAAAUUAGGCCAAGUGCCCUGCGAGGAUGUAAUGGUCCGUUUCCCGAUUCCGGAAUGUUGGAUCUAUCUAUUUAGGGUAGAGAAACACUUCAGGUACGGGUCUGUGAAAUCAGCUCACAGGAGAACGGGAAAGAUCAAGGGAAUAGAGAGACUUUUGGGCGCGGUGGAUAAUCUGGAGCCUCAGUUGUUGGAAGUGACCUCGGGUCAAGCUAAAUACGAGCACCAGCAUGGUGCGAUCGUUUGGAGAAUGCCUAGGCUGCCGAAAGAAGGACAAGGAGCGUACACGACGCACCAACUGGUCUGUCGAAUGGCCCUAACUUCCUACGACCAGAUCCCUGAAAACCUCGCCGAGUACUGUUACGUAGAGUUCACGAUGCCGGCUACCCAAGUGUCCCACACGACGGCCAGAAGCGUCAGCUUUCAGAACCAUGACAGCGACGCUCCACCAGAGAAAUACGUCAGAAAUCUAUCGCGGCACGAGUACAGAGUUGGAAUCGAGCACACACAGGGCGAAGGCCCGGCAGCGUACGUGGCAGCGACGUACACGAAGAAGAUCCCGGAAACGACGCCUGAAGUUCCAGCUGAAGCUCAUCCGGACGCCGCUGCGGAAUCCGACUCGGAUUCAUCAGAAUAAUCAUGAAAAGGUGGCGUGUAAGAUAUUUAAAAACUACUUGUUAAUCGAUAAGAUGUAUACAGGAAAACGAAACAUUGUCCGUGACCGGACGCGUGGCGUUUCGCGAGUCGUCGCACGGAAUGACUAGCAAUUCCACGCGAGGAAUUGCUCGCAUAGAGAUCAUCGAUGAAUCGAAGCAUAUAAUUAUCGGCGUAUUUUAACGCACAUCAGUAUUAAAUGAUAAUCGACGUCGGUUCGCGUCGUAUUUGAGAUUGAACCGCGAUCCGCGAAACGCAGACGCAUCGCCGCGUGUUCAUGCAACGCAUAGCAAUUAACGAAAUGUACGUACGAAAGGAGUAAUUUGUAAGGGAGGACAAUACCGAUUUUACGUUCAGUUUAGCUUGCUAAGUAGUAAUACGCAGUUGCGGUGAAAGGCUUUGCUCUGUUCGUGGAAAGGACGAGUAUUAUUUAAAUGUUACCAACCCUUAAUCGAAUGUUCGCUCAUUUUUUUUAUCAAUGUGGAUCAGUGUCAAUGACGUUGGCAAUUUUGUGGUAACGAUGAGCACGAUGAUCGGAGGACAAUAGAUGUUAAUUUAAGAUGGUUGCAAUGGAGGAUGAACUUGCGAUGCAUAUCUUAACGUUUGAGCUUGCAGAUUGCAGAUCAAUCUAUAUCGAAUGUUAUCUACCAGUUUUCGAAAGGUAGCUUAUCGAGAUUAAUCGCCAGUUAUUAGACAUGUAAGCGAGCGAUAAUUA